ACCUGCAAUUUCAUGCUCUUGCUAUUUUAAUACCCCGUAUUCCUCACCUCCAUUUGUCCACGCAACUACUUUCUGUAGCCAUGACUGCCGCCUCUUCUUCUUCCUUCUUCACUCUCCUCGCAUUCGUCAUUUCCGCUCUCAUCUUCUUCCUCUUCCGGAAAUCCAAAUCCAAAACCCUAAACCUUCCUCCAGGUCCUCCCGGUUGGCCUGUCGUUGGCAACCUCUUCCAGUUCGCUCGUUCUGGGAAACCCUUCUUCCAAUACGUCGACGACCUCAGGAAAGAAUAUGGUCCCAUUUUUACUCUUAAAAUGGGAACCCGAAACAUGAUUAUACUCAGCGACGCCAUGCUCUGCCACGAGGCCUUGAUCGAGAGGGGUGCUCUGUUCGCCAGCCGGCCAAGGGAAAACCCAACUCGGAACAUCUUCAGCUGUAAUAAAUUUACGGUAAAUGCAGCAGUUUAUGGCCCUGUCUGGAGGUCCCUGAGGCGGAACCUGGUGCAGAACAUGUUAAGCUCCACGAGGCUUAAGGAAUUCCGAACUGUACGGGAGAUGGCUAUGGAUAAACUCAUUGCUCGUCUUAGUGCUGAAGCAGAGGCCAACAACGGCGUUGUUUGGGUGCUGAAAAAUGCCCGAUUUGCGGUGUUCUGUAUACUUUUAGCUAUGUGUUUUGGAAUUGAGAUGGAUGAAGAGACGGUGGAAAAAAUGGAUCAGACGAUGAAAGCUGUUCUGAUUGUUCUCGAUCCCAGAAUCGAUGAUUAUCUUCCCAUUUUGCGUCCAUUUUUUUCCAAGCAAAGGAACAGAGCAUUGCAGGUUCGUAAGGAACAAGUGGAUUACAUCGUCCAAUUCAUCGAAAAGCGUAGGCAAAUGAUCCGGAACACCGGAUCAGAUAAAGCGGCUAUGUCGUUUUCUUAUCUCGACACCCUUUUCGAUCUCAAAGUAGAAGGGAGGAAAUCGGGGCCAUCUAACCCAGAAUUGGUGUCACUCUGUUCUGAGUUCCUCAACGGCGGGACCGACACCACCGGAACCGCCAUAGAGUGGGGUAUUGCGAGGCUGAUUGACAACCCAGAUGUUCAGUCCAAGCUCUACGAGGAGAUUAAAUCGACCGUUGGUGAUCGGAAAGUGGAGGAACAAGACGUAGAAAAAAUGACGUAUCUUCAAGCUGUGGUGAAAGAACUUCUCCGGAAGCACCCGCCGACUUUCUUUGUCCUUACUCAUGCGGUAACAGAGCCGACAACUCUGGCGGGUUACGACAUUCCAACGGAUGUUAACCUAGAGAUAUACUCACCGGCGAUCAGUGAGGAUCCGAAACUGUGGUCGAAUCCGGAAAAGUUCGACCCUGAUCGGUUCGUAUCGGGCAAGGAAGAUGCGGAUAUAACAGGGGUAAAAGGGGUCAAGAUGAUGCCAUUCGGAGUAGGGCGGAGGAUUUGCCCCGGACUGGGAAUGGCGACGGUGCAUGUUCACCUGAUGCUGGCGAGAAUGGUGCAGGAAUUUGAAUGGAAAGCUUAUCCACCAAACAGCCCCUUGGAUUUCACCGGAAAAUUGGAGUUUACUGUGGUGAUGAAGAAUCCUUUGAGAGCUAUGAUCAAACAAAGGGCUUAAUUAAGACUAUCAUAAAUUAAUAGGACAUUCUUCUGUGUGGUGAUAAAAAAAAAUUAGUUUGCAGGCGGAUUAUGUCUUAUUGCAAAAUAUUAUUAGAUAAUUAAAUUCUUCAAUUUAAUAGUUGAUAUUUUAUAAUUUAAUACAGUUUAAAUUAUAAGAUGCUCAACUCUUAUUUUUUUUAAAAAAAUAGGUAUCAAAAUCAUAGUGGGGGCAUAUAGGUUCGUUUGAAAUUGCUCCUGAAGUGUGUGUUUUUGUAAAGGUUUUAUGAAAGUCAUUUGCCUUGAAUCUGUUUGAUAUAUUAAUAUGGAAAAUGAAUGAAUGGUAUAUUA
Messenger RNA from Rubroshorea leprosula, 1927 nucleotides. Lineage: Eukaryota; Viridiplantae; Streptophyta; Magnoliopsida; Malvales; Dipterocarpaceae. The record is from the annotation of a GenBank genome assembly.